AUGAUCACAACAACUAUAGUCAAUGGGCACAAGCCCAACAAUUACUCGGUAUAUAGGUCCAACAGCUUUAUAGUCAAAAGACCCAACAACAGCAUAUUUAAUAGGCCCAACAACAGUAUAUUUAAUAGGCCCAACAACAGCAUAUUUAAUAGGCCCAAUCGCAGUAUAGUUAAUAGGCCCAACAACAGUAUAGUUAAUAGGCCCAACAACAGCAUAGUUAAUAGGCCAAACAACAGCAUAGUUAAUAGGCACAACAACAGUAUAGUUAAUAGGCCCAACAACAGCAUAGUUAAUAGGCCCAACAACAGUAUAGUUAAUAGGCACAACAACAGCAUAGUUAAUAGGCCCAACACAGGAUAG
Lottia gigantea (owl limpet) is the source of this 360-nucleotide messenger RNA. RefSeq lists its product as hypothetical. NCBI's taxonomy places the organism in Eukaryota, Metazoa, Mollusca, Gastropoda, Lottiidae. The record is from RefSeq and is a predicted model, not a curated record. The transcript has a single exon. Bases 1 to 360 code for a protein of 119 amino acids.